Molecule: messenger RNA, 1563 nt
Organism: Schizophyllum commune H4-8
Lineage: Eukaryota; Fungi; Basidiomycota; Agaricomycetes; Agaricales; Schizophyllaceae
Exons: 2
Coding region: 1-1563 (520 amino acids)
Biological process (GO): SCF-dependent proteasomal ubiquitin-dependent protein catabolic process
Cellular component (GO): SCF ubiquitin ligase complex
Molecular function (GO): protein binding
Source: RefSeq, a predicted model, not a curated record
AUGCCAUCCCCCUUACAUAUUCCAGAAAUCUGCCUUGCAAUAUGCCAGGAGUGCCGCCAGCGCGAUCUCUGUAGGCUGGCCUUGGUCUCGAAAUACUGGAAUGCCAUCGCGAACGUACUCCUAUGGGAGAGCAUACCAGGCGUUGUGUGCUUGCUGCGCCUGAUGCCGCAAGAUGUCUGGGAGAUACUCGACCAGAAGCCACCGGGGGUGUACUUCCUGCAAUAUCGGCGUGUCUUCAAAUUCCGUCGUCCGUUAACUCCAGCAGACUGGAAUCCGGUCCUCGAACGCGCAAGCUAUGUACGCGUCCUGGACCAGACAGCCCUCGGCCGGCGAAGGGUGUCGUACUUCCACGACGUGAUCGACGCUAUCGCGGCAUGCCCCCCUGGCCAGAGGCUCUGCCCCGAGCUGCGCAAGCUGGACAUGCGCCUGAGCGCGUUCUUCUCCCGGACCAGCCAGAUCUCCGACCUCAUCCUCACCCCCACACUCACCUCCCUCACCAUCACGCUCGAUGCGGACUCCACGGUCCCCCAGGACUGCUCCAUGUUCGCGGCGUCGUGCCCAAACUUGCGCACGCUAGUCAUCCGAGAGCACGGCAACACACAAUACACAGAGGCUGUCAUGGCCGCGUUCCACCUCCACCCACAUCUCGAGCAUGUCUCGCUGCACACGUAUAGCCCCGCUACUGCGAUCGGCGUCGUCGCGCACCUCCCCUCGCUCACGAAGCUCGGGCUGCAAUCCCUCUCCCGGCCGCCCUCCCAGCUUAACAUCGCGCACCCCACCGGCCUGUUCACCACCCUCACCCGCCUCUUUCUCGAGGCCUGUGCCUCCGCCACCGUCUGCGCGAUGAUGCGCGCAUGGCGCUGGCGGCCGAUCGAGUCGCUCGAGCUCGAGGCCGUGCCGUACACGACCCCAGACGACCUCCGGCACAUCAUGCAGCACAUCCACGACCACUGCGAGCCCAGCGCGCUGCAGAAGCUCGUCAUCACCACGCACAACCCAUUCGAGAUCGCCGGGGCGCGCCCGGUGCUGCUGCGCGAUUUCGACCCGCUGCCUGUGCUGCCGAGCCUCGCACAUUUCGACGUCUCGGUCCCGUUUGUCGACAUGCUCACGGAUAGUGAUUGGGCGCAAAUCGUGCCGCGAAUGCCUGCCUUAGAGGUGUUCAUCCUUCGUCCGGACGAGGACGGCACUGGUUUUCACGACGAGGAAGCGCGGACGUCAACGUUGGAAUCAUUGCUAUACUUUGCUCGGGGAUGCCGACGACUUCGAGAGCUCAGCUUACCCCUCGGAAGGGUCCUAGUCCCCCUGACCUUCAGCGCGGAUCGGGAAACGCCUCAAACUGCGCUCACCUCCCUCGACAUACAAUGGGCGACGGCAGCGAACGAUAUCGACGCUAUAGUAGCCUUUCUAGGCUCCGUAUUCCCAUCGUUACGCAGAUUGGAGACAUCUUGUUGCUGGACGCGACACGAUGCGCUCGACGAGGAUUAUGGCGAGCCGUGGUCCAGCUUGAAGAAGGCCUUCAGCGACGAUUGGCGGCGGAGAAAUCCCAAAGACCGCACUUUGUAA